AUGAAGGCAACGUUCGCGAGGCAUGGUAUUCCGGACACUUUGAUAUCGGACAACGGUCCUCAAUAUGAUUCAGACGCGUUCAAAGCAUUCACAAACGACUACGCUUUUGAACACAGAACGUCAAGUCCUCGCUAUCCACAAGCAAGUGGAGAAGCGGAACGAGCUGUACAGAUCGCCAAAGCCUUGAUCAAAAAGAAUCCAGAGGAUUACCAUAAAGCACUCCUUAAUUACAGAGCGACUAAGCUAGCGAAUGGAUAUAGUCCAUCAGAGUUACCAAUGGGGCGAAGUUUAAAGACGUCACUGCCUACCAGUGAGAGCCUAUUAAUUCCACGAUGGCCUCAGCCUGAAAUCAUACAACAAAAAGAAAGACUGAGCAGGACGAAGCAAAAGCUUAACUACGACCAUCGUCAUAGAGCCCGACCACUCAGCACGCUGGCUGAAGGUGAUCAGGUGUUCAUACGCGACCAGCAGAAACGCGGGACAAUCGCGAAAGCGGCAGACACACCCCGCUCAUACGUUAUUGAGACUGGGAGCACCAAAGUCCGUAGAAACCAGAGACUUAUUGCCGACUAG
This is a messenger RNA of Anneissia japonica, 573 nucleotides long. RefSeq lists its product as uncharacterized. Gene Ontology annotation, biological process: DNA integration. Gene Ontology annotation, molecular function: nucleic acid binding. Bases 1 to 573 code for a protein of 190 amino acids. The transcript has a single exon. The record is from RefSeq and is a predicted model, not a curated record. NCBI's taxonomy places the organism in Eukaryota, Metazoa, Echinodermata, Crinoidea, Comatulida, Comatulidae.